AUGAAGCUCUAUAUGUCCACAUCCGCAGCUCUUUUCAUAACACCUUCAUUUGCCUGCGACUUCCUCGAUAUCGGAAAGGACUGUAACUGGGAAGGGAGCUGGCCACUUUGCGGCACUACCGAUGACCACAUCGGGAUCAAGAUCGACGGCCGCACCCUGGUCGAAUGGACCAGGGAUAGGGAUUUGAAGGACAUCUGCAAAAAUGACAAGGAUCGUGAUGGGGACUGCUGCAGUAAUUAUGGACAUAGUUGCGUCUCUGGGUACAAACGGCUCUGGUGCAAACACUACACUAUGCGUGAUGCCGUUGAUGUCGCAGAUGAUGUCCUCGAUGGCGUUCUACCAGCGGUCCUUCCUUAG
Molecule: messenger RNA, 357 nt
Organism: Penicillium canariense
Lineage: Eukaryota; Fungi; Ascomycota; Eurotiomycetes; Eurotiales; Aspergillaceae
Exons: 1
Coding region: 1-357 (118 amino acids)
Source: RefSeq, a predicted model, not a curated record